AUAACAUAACUUGCAAAACAUAGAUUUAAUUAGAUCCAAUUCAAGAUGUCUCGAGCACAAGCUGAAAGUGUGAUAAAGAAUAUAAUACGAGAAAUUGUGCAGGAAUGUGCCAGCAAAGGCCACAGUCUAUCUGAGACUCUCGUCGCAUUCAUGGUGAAAGCUGUUGUUCUUGAUCCUCACAAUCAGUUCAAUGUUGAUCGAACUUUAACAAAAGAAGAUGUACAAAAACUUAUCAAACUUUGUGUUGACCGGCUUGUCGAUUUACGAUCCCCGAGUCUCGACACAAUUAAAAUGCAAGUUUAUUUUGACAUGAAUUACACUACAAGGCAAGAAUUUUUAGAUGAACACAGAAGAGUACUUGAAGCGAGACUUGCUCCAGUCACAAGAGAAAUUACUGACAGUCGAGCGAGAACACGAGAAGAAUUGGAAAGUCUGUAUCGAAAGAUUGUUUCUUAUGUGCUUUUGCGAUCAGGACUGGGAUCACCCACUGAUAUUGCUGUUGUACGUGAAGCGACCGCUGCUCUUCAGAGUGUAUUUCCGCAAACGGAGCUGGGUACUUUUAUGUCAUUGACUAAAAGAGAUAAGGAAAGACAGCUUCAUGAAUUAACUCUCAUUGUAUCUGGAAUACGACUUUUUAACAAAGAAUGUGGAAAAGGUGGUGAAGGAAUUGACGAUCUUCCUGGUAUCCUGAAUGAGGCGAUUCCUGCUACGACACAAAAUCUAGAUGCGGAAAUACAAAACAGCCAGCAUUCAUCGUUUCGAUACACAACAUUGAUCGAAAAAUUUCAAAGCGACUCUUCAGGGGGAUUAAGCGAAAUCCCCUCUCAGCUAUUAAAAGAUGCUCUAAUAAACGUCCGGCAACAUGAGACGUUUCUUCGAAUACUUCUGAACGAUGUGAUUGGUUGUGCACAGCAAGUUGAAAUGCUGGUGAAUCAACUAAGCACAAGAAUGGACCAGUUACAACAAACUGUUCAAUCUAAAACAGCUGUACCAACAGCCCAGGUCUACCCACAAUUUAUAAGCUUAUCGCAUUUGUGGACAUGCUUCCAGGAUGAGAUGGUUCUUCUAAGUGUGCUUAGCAACAUCCUUGCUAGUAUUGAGCCUUUCACUCGGACUCAGCGUGAACUUUUCCCAGAUGAUGUAUUAAGUCCACAUCUCCAAAAUGUCGCAAUCAAAUCAGAUGAACAGAGAAUUCAAGAAACUACUGGACAAAGAGUUAAUCCUGAGGACUUUGAAGAUGAUCCUAAAGUCCAGUGGUUGUUUCCAGAGACAACAAAAAAUUACAACCAGCUCUUGCUACAAUAUCGAGGAUACUGUGGAUUUUCAAUAGUGAGGAAUGAUCGACUUUUACUACCAGGGAAUCCAGAUAUUGGCAUUUUACAAUAUCAAGACAAACUCUAUGUCUUUAGUUCUAAUGCAGCUGCUGUUGAAUUUGCUAAAAAUCCUCCAACUUUUAUUAAUGGAGUUGCAGAAGCUGCAAAGGCUUCACCGGAAUUGAUCCAGCUUUUGGAAUUGCAUCAGCAGUUUGCCAGUAUUACUCCUUAUCCGCAAGCAGGAGAGGGUGGAAAAAUGUUUGAAAAACCUGUCACAAAAUCCGAUUCUGGAACUCAAACAGACACUCACAUACUCGAACACAACAUAGUUAAAGAUUAUGAGUGGAACGAGUGGGAAUUGAGAAGAAAAGCAAUCAAACUUGCAAACCUGCGUACUAAGCUUACAAAAACAGUACAGACAAAUCUCAGUAAUCUCCGUAGAGACAACGUGAGUCAAGUAUAUUUGCCAAAAGAACAAGGUGCACAAACCAAGAAAGAAAGUUCAAGCAAUGUUCCAAAACCGCAGGUUUUUAUGGCUGGACUUCGAGGAAUCAGGGGAAUUAGAACUAUGGUCCGAGUUGAUUUAACAAAAGAUGUCAAUGACGCUUAAUAUUUAGUUUUCAUAUUGUUUACAUGUUACUUCUAAUAAAGAUAUUUCUAAUCCUUUAUUAUAGGAAAAGUUCUAUUAUAAAUCCUGUUUGUAUUUUUAUAAUAACAUGCAUAUAGGAAUCUAGUUCAUUAAUGUGUGUUCAGGUAAUCGGGAAUGCCAAAUUCUACUUUAUUUGAAAAAAUUAUCAUUUUUUUCAACCCAUCUCAAUAUAAACAAAAAUCUGCAUU
Messenger RNA from Styela clava, 2150 nucleotides. RefSeq names its product cilia- and flagella-associated protein 206-like. The record is from RefSeq and is a predicted model, not a curated record. Gene Ontology annotation, cellular component: ciliary basal body; axoneme. Gene Ontology annotation, biological process: regulation of cilium beat frequency. NCBI's taxonomy places the organism in Eukaryota, Metazoa, Chordata, Ascidiacea, Stolidobranchia, Styelidae.